GCGCCGCCGCGCAUGCACCCUCUGCACAUCCAUCGAUCGAUCAAACCCUAGCUAGCUAGCUAGCGAGCCUGCCGGCGCCGGCCGGAGAGAGCAAGCUAUAAGUUCGUAUACUUCUCGGCGGUCGACGAUGAGGGAGCUGAUGCGGAGGAUGAGCUUCUCGGACCGCGUGGGCGACGGCGGCGGUGGCGCGGCGGCGGCCGUGAAGCGCGGGCUGAUCCGGAGGCUGAGCUUCUCGGACAGGGUGGUCUCCGUGGGAGACGGCGGCAGCGGUGGCGGCGGGUCGUCGUCGACGCUGCUGAGGAGGCUGAGCUUCUCGGACCGCGGCGGGGACGGAGGAGGAGGAGGCGUGCCGCGCGGGUGCGUGCCGGUGCUGGUCGGCGGGGAGGAGGACGGCGAGCGGUUCGUGGUGCGGGUGGAGGCGCUGCGGCACCCGGCGUUCGCGGCGCUGCUGGAGAAGGCGGCGCAGGAGUUCGGGUACAGGCAGGAGGGCAUCCUCCGGCUCCCCUGCGGCGUCCACCAUUUCCACCAAGUCCUCGCCGCCGCCGACGCCAAAAACUGAUCGAUCCAUUAACUAAUUAAUCACCGCGCUUAAUUAGUUCAAUUAUGCAAGUUAAGCAGACGAUGAUCUCCACCUCUUUAAUUGAAUGUCCGAUAAAUUACUUAGUUUAGU
Messenger RNA from Oryza brachyantha (malo sina), 670 nucleotides. RefSeq lists its product as uncharacterized. The record is from RefSeq and is a predicted model, not a curated record. Lineage: Eukaryota; Viridiplantae; Streptophyta; Magnoliopsida; Poales; Poaceae. Gene Ontology annotation, biological process: response to auxin. The transcript has a single exon. The coding region runs from base 128 to 559 and encodes 143 amino acids.